UGCUUUUCUCUAUUCAUUCCUUCUCUCUCACGUAUUCUCAAACAUGAAACAUCCAACUAGUAAAGUAAUCAUGCAUUUAAUUGAGUAAUUAGCCAUUCCAAACUACACUUAAACACACACAUUUUUCGGAAGAGAAGGUAAAGCUAGCAGCUACACAACAAUGCCAAUAAGCCGGAAAUUUCGGACAUGGGCCGUUGUUACGGCAGUUAUAGCUGUCCUGGUCAUCUUCGUCGGGCCAUCCAUCAUCGGACCGGAGAGUAUAGUGGGCUCGAAGAACGUCCUAACCAAGGCGACGAUGAUCCCGCUUCCCGUUGAUGGACCGGAGAGCCUGGACUGGGACCCACAAGGGGAAGGCCCAUACGUCGGCGUCACCGAUGGUAGCAUACUCAAAUGGCGCGGUGCGGAUCUUAGCUGGGUCAAAUUCGCCUACUCAACUCCCGACAGAGGGAACUGUUCGAGACAUAAGGUGGAACCUGCGUGUGGAAGGCCCUUAGGCCUGAGCUUCGAAAAAAAAUCGGGAGAUUUGUACUUUUGUGACGGUUACUUAGGGGUAAUGAAAGUUGGGCCUAACGGAGGAUUGGCCGAGAAGGUCGUGGACGAGGUAGAAGGUCAGAAAAUUAUGUUUGCGAAUCAAAUGGAUAUAGACGAAGAAGACGAUGCUAUUUACUUCAAUGAUAGCAGCGACACCUACCACUUUGGGGACGUAUUCUACGCGUUUCUGUGUGGCGAAAAGACGGGAAGAGCGAUUCGAUAUGACAAGAAGACAAAAGAGGCCAAAGUUAUAAUGGACGGUCUACAUUUCCCUAAUGGUCUUGCCAUAAGCAACGAUGGUUCGUUCGUGCUUUCCUGUGAGGUUCCAACGCAACUUGUUCAUCGAUAUUGGGUCAAAGGACCUAAAGCAGGGACCCGCGACAUAUUCGCUAAGCUCCCGGGUUACGCUGAUAACAUCAGGAGGACCGAGACAGGGGAUUUUUGGGUUGCCUUGCAUUCUAAGAAAACUCCGUUUUCUAGGCUUUCGUUGAUGCAUCCGUGGAUUGGGAAGUUUUUCAUGAAAACGUUGAAUAUGGACCUGUUGGUUUUUCUAUUUGAAGGAGGAAAGCCUCAUGCAGGUGCCGUGAAGCUCUGCGGCAAGACCGGUGAGGUUAUGGAGGUUCUUGAGGAUAGUGAAGGGAAGAACAUGAAAUUCGUAAGUGAGGUUCAAGAGAGAGAUGGUAAGCUCUGGUUUGGGUCUGUGUUUCUGCCUUCUGUUUGGGUUCUCGAUCGUCAGUGAUCUAAAGUUACGGCUUCCUUGAACUGUUUUAAAUCUGUACCGUCAUUAUAGAAUCUAUAUUGUGCUCCUACACUGUCAUUUUCCCAUGUGUGUAGAUUUGAUAAUUAAUUUUUAAAAAGUAUUUGCCGGUUCCGGUUAGGUUUGCACUUAAACUUAUAAAUCCUUUCAAGACUUUUGGUUUUAUAAUUUACUGAAAUGUUGGCUUCCUCUCUUUUGUUAAAGGAGAUUUUGAUUUCCCUAUGGUUCACUUCCAUUUUUUUCUUUCAAUUUGAUUAUAUUUUCGAGUUUUAAUGUUAAUAUAUUCAACUAAAAAGUGAAUUGUUAGAUCCUAUCUACAAGCUCAAAGAGAGGAAUAUCUAAUGAUGGAACAAAAAGUGCCAAUUUAAAACGCAUAAUUUAAAUAACCGAAUAGCAAUUUAACUAGCAAAGGUUACUAUGCGCUUUCGCAUGGCACUGUUGACACAUUCAAUGUAAGAAACGAAUUUUUCAGUUUCAAAUUCUUAUUUAUGUUGGCUAUUACUUUUAUAUCCGAAUAUAUUCUGGUAGGCCAAAGCUUCUUUUAUGUAUGUUUGUAUACUUAGAUCCCAGGAUAAACAUAUUUGUAUAUAUGAAAAAUAUAUAAUAUAAGUUACGGUAUAUGAAAACAAUUGGAUACACAAAUGCGAGAGAUUGUUUUAAAUUAAAUCUUAAUACAUGAGAUUCAUUGAAUUAAUGACAUAGAUACCACUCAGAGCGAAUCCAUAAAUAAAUUUUUAAAAUCCUUCUUUUUAGAUCGAAAUUUAAAAUUUUUUUUAUAAAAUUAAAAAGUUGAUAAUUAAAUUCGGAUCCUUGUAAAAAAAACUACAAUUAUUAUUACUGAUCACAACGUUAUCAUCCUGGAAAGAUAUUGAGUCAAUCAAGCAGGGCUAAGGAAAGGCACAAGCCCCAGUCAGCUAUGUCGGAGGUAAAACUAGCAAGGUAGUCUCACGAUCGGGCACUCAUGCCCGUAAGUUGUCAUUGUAUACUCCCCGGGUCGGAAGGCGGCGGGGGAGGGAGGAGGACACUGGGCGGGAUAUAUCAGCAGCGAAUUCCCCGUAAAGAUAGAGGCACCUAUAAAAAAGAUACUCCGAAGGCUUCGGGAUCGAGGUAUCAUUAGCCGAAGAAGAUCCUGGCCAAUCCACGUGGCCUGCUUGACGAAAACGUCAGUGACGUAGACAUCGUAAAUUGGUCCACGGACAUCGCGAUAAGUCCUCUGUCCUACUACAGAUGCCGCGACAACCUUUACCAUGUCCGAACGAUUGUCGACCACCAGAUUCGCUGGUCUGCAAUAUUCACCCUAGCCCACAAGCACAAAUCCUCGGCGCGGAAUAUAAUCCCCAAGUACUCCAAAGACUCAAAUAUUGUAAAUCAAGAAGUAUGUUUUUUAUUUAUUAAUUUUUCUUAUUAUUAAAAUAAAAAAGAAUGCACAUGUAUAUAUAUAUAUGUCUUUUUUUCUUCUUUUCUUGUGGUACAGUUCUAUUUGGAACAUCACAUGUUGUGCUCUACCAAAAAUUAAAUUUUUUUUUCAAUGUAAUCAAUUUUUUUUUUAUGCCUUUUUUAUUUUUUUCUAAAAUGUCUAAAAUCUUUUUUACAUCUUCUAUGUGAAAAUGU
This is a messenger RNA of Brassica napus (rape), 2899 nucleotides long. RefSeq names its product protein STRICTOSIDINE SYNTHASE-LIKE 1. The coding region runs from base 161 to 1270 and encodes 369 amino acids. The transcript is spliced from 3 exons. Gene Ontology annotation, biological process: biosynthetic process. The record is from RefSeq and is a predicted model, not a curated record. Gene Ontology annotation, molecular function: strictosidine synthase activity. NCBI's taxonomy places the organism in Eukaryota, Viridiplantae, Streptophyta, Magnoliopsida, Brassicales, Brassicaceae.